CGGUCGCGUGGCAUCCCGCAGGAGCGAGCGCACUCUCGCCACUCUCGCAGUGUCCCCCCUCGCGAUCAACCGAGAUUAACGACCCCGUUUGUCAUCGAGCGUGAGAGGAACAAACGUCGCGUCCGGUCGCAAAUCAGUGACAGAUAGCGCGAUCUUUUUCGAUUCUUGACACGCGACUUUGAAUCGUCGAGAUCGUGAAAAUUGGAAAUUCCGCGAUUGUGAGCGACUCGUGGGAUCGUAUCGUUGGCGAUACCGAUAACAAUCGACUGCUCUUUCGCGAAAGUCUAUAAUUACAUAUUAUCACAGUUUCGCAAGACCGACAAACAGUUGGAACGUGAGACACUUUGGAAUGGCAUAGAGCCAACACGAUCUUACGAGAAGAAUAUUGCUGCGAAAGUUCUGUUGCUACGGGAGAAUCUAUAGAGAAGAAGACAUCCCGACAAUCUGUCAUCUCGUCGCAUCUCUUUCACGUAAAGCCCGGGGAUUUUGGGAACUAGUCCGUUCACGCUACGCAUCGAAGCGGGAUUUGCGUGCAGUUCUCACUCCGCUGACCCAAUUAGUUUUCACGCAACCGAGCAUAUCGACAACGCUCGCAGCUAAGGGAAUACUUGCGAGCGCGCGUCCACAGAGAACAGUACACCGAUUGAUCGCAGUCUUCUGAAACGUGCAGAUUGAAUUCUCCGACAUGAGGUUUGCGCGCUGAGCGUACUCCCUUUGAAACACGCGUCGGAAUUCAUUGUGUGCAUCAGAUUGAAAGCCAUUCGAUUUAUUCGACUAUAUAACUUCGAAGCGAUACGUCUCGGGAUUCAACGUCGGAGGUGACUUAGGUGGUGAAAUUACACAAUCGGCCGAUAGUGGUGUUUACUUUUUUUCUGUGGAGUGUCGUGAGCACGAUUUUAUGCGAUACGUUGGUGGAUGAAGGUCGGAUACAAGGACAUAUCGCUCUUUCGCGAGAAGAUAACGCUCGCUCGCGAUUCGGAACACGUUGGAGAGUGUCGGCGGCGAGGGAUCGCGGAAAGCGGGUCGACGACUUCAAGUUCGGCGGUAUACACCGAAUCGCCGUGUCGAACAUCGCUCGCGGGCGGAAGUUGAACUUUCUCGCUGGCGUUGACAGAUCGAUAACAAAGUUUGCGUACGCAAACCCCCUGAGUUUCUCCCCCUGUCGUCGCACGGAGUCUGCAGCCUGCAGCAGCACCCUUCUUGCACGUCUCCUGCUCUACGACAGACGUGGAAUGUGUUUAACAUUAAACGACUCCUGUGCCCGUCCCAUUUGAGUCCCUGCGGAGCCGAGCCCGCCAAGCGUUCACUCGUGAAUAUCCGGAAUCAAUGAACUCGUAAACGUGACUGCAGCGAGUUCCAUCAACGUUACUCUGACGACGACGACGACGACGACGUUGUCACGUAUCUAGCACUUUCCAUGAUAACUCGACGUGACAUGCAAUCGUAGGAACUUGGAUUCUCGUAAGAAUCGACGUCGAGUGUCUCGUGGCGCAAUUUCGAUGCCGAUCGUGCGGCGCCCGCCAGAAAUCUGACACCCCGACGAUCCAACCGUCGUGGCAGCCUGUCGUUAUCCUUGCCGACCAAGGAGUAUCUCGUGAAAUAUCGCCGAAAAGAGGAAAAGCUACGCGAGAACGCCGUAGAGCGCGAACGGAACGGCAGGGGCUCCUCCUGCCCUAGACUCGCCCUCGAGGGUACCACGAAGUGUGCAACGGUGAAGGGCAACGGCGGAUUCGGUGAUUACUCGGCGGCGGGUGAAUUCGAGGUCUGGGGUGAAGAACACCACGCUGCGGAUGGUGGUCUAGAUCGUCAGGUGGCGAGGCCGCCUUCGCGGCAGCAACGAUGCGAAGGCGGUUCUUCCCUGAGACCGUUGCUCCACGUAGCCCACUGUGAGCUCCACUCGCCACGGGACGCCGAGCUACUGCGUCUCGAUCAUCUCGAGAGCCUCGAUCACAAAUCCAUCGAGCACGACGCGUACUCGAUGAUGGAUAAUUUUCACAGCCCGGUACCGCCGCCGUUACCACGACGUCACGUCCGGCUUCCGCCACCGCAACAGCAGGUAACGGUGGGUUCUCUGGGUGGUGGUUUAGGUGGUGCCGGAAAUGGCGGUACCGCUACAGUAGGCGCUCAAGGCCAAGCUAUGGUGAUGCCAGGUUUUCCACUUCGCGCCGCAGCGAUGCCGCACUAUUCUCCGUAUUCGCCGUCGCGUUUUCACAUCGAUAAACGUUGUCAGCAUAGAUGCUCUUGGAAAUGCUUCUCAAUUGCUCUGAUCCUCUUGGCCGUGGCUCUUACGGCGAUGCUGGCUUACUUUGCUGCAGUGAGUUCUAUGCGCCCAAUAGACAGUACUAACUGCAUUCUGGUUCAAGAUAUCAAGGCUGUCACUCACGAAAACGCACACAUUCACGAUUCGAUAUCCACGCAGAUACCCACAGAAGAAUCUCUACCGACGAGCACAGCGGAACAUUCCAGCGCUGCAGAUAGCGCCGGCGAUCAGCAGAGCGAUCCGCAGAUCCAGCAAUCUGCGCAACAAUGGCCGGCCGUGCUGGAGCUUCAGGCCUACAACGUCGCCCAUUCCGCCAUCAUUCCACCAUACCACUUUUGGAACACCGAGUUUCGCAACAAGCAGCCGGCGUUCAUCAGGCUGAAUUUGACUUUGCCGUGGGGCGCGAAUUUCGCCGUGUACGGCAGGCGGAACGUCGCGCCGAGCGUCACGCAAUACGACUUUGUGGAGUUCGUGAAGGGUGGCAGGGUAGUUCACAGACUAAAGAGGGACGUGACUGCCGAGGCCGUCAGUUUUAUGCAGUCCGGUAGCUCGCAAGAUGUACACGCGGAGCAUGCGGCGCAACCAGCCACGUCCUACCAACACGUGCUCAUCAAGAGAACUAUCGUGGAGCCGUUAAUGGUCAACGUCAGUUUGCUACAGUAUUUCGACACCGGUGACUGGUUCCUGUCUGUCUACAACGACGAACUGCAGCCUUACAAGGUCACUUUAGUCGUAACGGAAGCGGAGGGAGUCUCCACUACCUGUCUUAAUGACUGUUCCGGACGUGGAUCAUGUUACCUUGGCAAGUGCGACUGUAUAGAUGGUUAUCAGGGUGCUGAUUGCAGCAAAAGUGUAUGUCCGGUUUUAUGUUCCUCCCAUGGACAAUACGGCGGUGGCAUGUGUCACUGCGAGGAGGGUUGGAAAGGUGCCGAAUGUGACAUACCGUUAGGUGACUGUCAAGUUCCUGAUUGUAAUCAGCAUGGUCAAUGCGUUAGAGGAUCCUGCGUCUGUAAUCCUGGCUGGAAGGGCGCCUUUUGCGACGAACCCGACUGUUCCGAUCCGAACUGCAGUGGCCACGGCGCCUGUGUCUCUGGCAAGUGUUACUGCAAGGCCGGCUGGCAGGGCGAGCGGUGCAAUCAGGUCGAUCAGCAGGUAUACCAGUGUUUGCCCGGCUGUUCCGAUCACGGCACGUAUGACCUCGAAUCUGCGGCCUGCGUUUGCGAGGAGCAUUGGACCGGGGUCGAUUGCUCACAGCCGAGUUGCGGUCUGGACUGCGGACCUCACGGAUCCUGCGAGCAGGGUCGCUGCAAAUGCCAUGACGAUUGGACCGGAACGAAAUGCGAUCAAAAACCGUGCGAUGCACGUUGCGCUGAACAUGGCCAGUGCAAAAAUGGAACCUGCGUAUGCAGUCAAGGAUGGAACGGAAGACAUUGCACAUUACCCGGAUGCGAAAAUGGAUGCAGUCGCCACGGACUGUGCACCUUACAGGACGGCGAAUAUAGUUGCGAAUGUUCGACCGGAUGGGCCGGUAGAGAUUGCAGCAUACGACUUGAAUUGGAAUGUAAUGAUUACGUUGACAAUGACGAAGAUGGCAUGAUGGACUGCUCUGACAGCGAGUGCUGCUCGCACGACGCUUGUUCAGAACAUAUCAUGUGCCUUGCUAGUAAUAAUCCUGUGGACGUUCUUCUUCGAAAACAACCGCCCAGUGUUACGGCAUCCUUCUAUCAACGAGUCAAAUUCCUCGUCGAAGAGAACAGCGUGCAGAGCUACGCCCACAUGGACGAGUACACGGAAAGUACGUUCUGGAGUUCCUUUACACCGCGUCGAGUUGCGGUGAUGCGAGGCCAAGUUGUUACCGAACAAGGACUCGGAAUAGUAGGCAUCAGAGUGUCCGUGGACAGGGACUCGCGCUUCGGAUUUACCUUGACCAGAGCUGAUGGAUGGUUCGACGUCUUGGUCAAUGGCGGAGGCGCCGUGACGCUUCAAUUCCAACGCAGCCCCUUCAAACCUCUCACGAGGACCGUCUUCGUACCCUGGAAUCAGAUCGUCGUUCUGCCACCCGUUGUGAUGAUCCUCAGCAAGGAAGGCGAGUCGUAUAAAUCUAACCAGCCACCGAGCCCGGCAGUGGGCUUCCCAGGGAUUUCGAUGGGACUCUUUAGUGAGCAUGGACCGUGCUUGGAGCACGAUCACGAGACAUUACGACCUAUUAUCGUUAGUACAUGGAUGCCUGAGAAAGUUGGCGGUUUGCCUGGAAAGAGCUUGGUUUUUGCUGAAAAUCAGAUUGUGCAAGAAAGUAUCGCUAUUCCGGGCUCCAAUCUUCAUUUGAUGUAUCAAAGCAGCCAAGCUGCGGGCUAUCUCUCUACCGUGAGAAUGCAACUGACUGGGCCGUUUAUUCCGAAAUCGCUGACGCACGUACACGUGCAUGUGGAGAUCGAAGGUUCGCUUCACACGAAAACGUACGAGGCCGACCCGAACUUGACGCACACGUUCGCUUGGAACAAGAGGAACGUUUACAAGCAGAAAGUGUAUGGUGUGGCGCAAGCGAGGAUCUCGAUCGGUUAUCAACAUUCCACAUGUCCAUCAGUGAUAUGGGAGACGCAGACGGCCACUCUGCAAGGAUUCGAUGUUGAUAUUUCCGAUAUCGGUGGCUGGGGACUCGACAUCCAUCAUCAUUAUAACUUCCACGAGGGGAUCUUGCAGAAAGGCGACGGCUCUACUCUUCAUUUCAAACAAUAUCCUCGCACUGUGAAAGUGGUGAUGGGUACAGGCCUCCAGAGAACUUUGGUAUGCCAAAAUUGCGAUGGUCUUGCUAAGGAUGCCAGACUUCUGACGCCGGUAGCGCUUGCCAGUGGUCCCGAUGGCAGCAUAUAUGUCGGAGAUUUCAAUCUCGUGCGUAGAAUCACGCCCGAAGGAAAAGUUUACACUGUCCUGAUUUUAAGCGCGACUCAAGUAGCAUAUCAGUAUUAUUUGUGCAUCUCGCCGGCUGACGGACACUUGUACAUCAGUGACCCGGAGAAGCAUCAAAUAUUGAAAGCCCUCUCGCUCGAACAAGUCCAAGAUCCCAGUAUCAAUAUUGAGCCCGUUGUUGGAAAUGGCGAAAGAUGUAUUCCGGGUGAUGAAGGACAUUGCGGUGACGAAGGUCCGGCCAUCCAUGCGAAAUUAGCUCAUCCCAAAGGAAUUGCAAUUGCGGCCGACAAAACAAUGUACAUUGCCGAUGGGACAAACAUUCGUGCGGUUGAUCCACGAGGUAUUAUACACACGUUGGUAGGACAUCAUGGUCAUCAUAAUCAUUGGUCACCGGCGCCUUGCAUCGGAGCUAUUCCCGCACAUCAGGCUCAGUUACAAUGGCCGACUGGAUUAACUCUGAGCCCGCUGGACGGAUCUCUGCAUUUUAUUGAUGAUAGACUAGUCUUGAAACUCACCAGCGAUCUGAAAGUGCGCGUGGUUGCUGGUACACCUCUUCAUUGCACUAGCAAUGCAAAUAGUAACAGUAACAAUAAUGGAGAGCUGCCGAAAUUGAAUUCGUCGAUAACGACGAACCUGAAGAAACCGGAUGAAGUGCUCGGGUCGGUAUUGGCUGUCGGUUUUAGUCCAACCGGCGAACUGUAUAUAGCGGAUCGCGAUUCUCACCGAGUGAAUUCCAUCAGGAUCGUUGACUCUUCUGGGAAGAUGUCGCAUUUUGCAGGUCAGCAGCAGGAAAGAUUGCGCGGCCAAUGCGAGUGCAAUAACACCACACCUAGCACUAAAGAUAUGGACGCGUGCACCUGCACAGAUGAUACUAGCAGCACUGAAACACUUUUAUCGUCGAAUGCUAAGUUCAUUGCGAUAUCCGCACUAGCGGUUUCGCCGGAUGGUAUUCUACACGUAGCUGAUCAGGGCAGUCUCCAUAUCUUGGCUCUUCAACCAUACCUUCCGAAUCAUGACGAGAGCGGAGAAUUCCACAUUCCGUUUCCGCCUUCAAACGAAAUCUAUGUAUUCAACCGUUAUGGCCAACACAUCUCUACGAAAGACUUGACAUCUGGAAAGACCCGUUAUUCUUUCUUGUACAGCAAGAACACAAGCUUUGGCAAAUUAUCUACGGUGACGGAUAGUGCGGGCAAUAAGAUUCAGUUUCUGCGAGAUUACAGUAGCGUCGUUAGCUCUAUCGAAAAUACUCAGGAUCAUAAGUCUGAGUUGAAGAUCUCUGCGGUUGGAUUUUUGGAAAAAUUAUCCGAACGCGGCAGAGCAGAAAUUGCUUUGGGUUAUGAUGGCUCAACUGGAUUGCUUACCAGUCGAUCAGGAGGCGAUGAAACAUAUAUAUACAAUUACGAUAGUUUGGGACGUGUCACCGAUGUGAUACUGCCAACAGGCGAAAAACUGAAAUUAUCAUCGGAUUUAUCUGAUGAUGAAGGUUUAUCGGUUAAAGUAUCUGCUCCAUUGCAAGCCUUAUCAAAAGGCGACAAACAGCGAACCAUAGAAUUUAAGAUGAAGAACGAGAAGUCAAAGAUGUUGACAAUCACUGAUGGCACUAAACUCAUGAAAGCAGUCGCAUUUACGAACAGCAGUCUAGAAGUAUUUUUACCUGGUGGUGGUAGAAUAUUGAGUGCAGCUACGACGAAGCAUCCGCUAUUAGAGGCAGCUUUGCCAGUGGAAGCGGAGAUGUUACCAAUGUGGAGCUAUCAAUUGAUGUCGCUGGGCGAAUUGACGAACACCAUGACGACGACGUAUAACCUGGUCGGCGAUGUUAGUCACUCCCAACAAACACUCAAUAGAGAGAUCUGGGUGAAUGAUACGCGAAUGAUAGGCGUCGAAUUCGAGCAAGCAUUUAGCCGCGAAACUUUUUAUGAUAAAGCAGGUACUCCGCUAUUGACGGUGACUUUUGACCCGGCUGGUUUACCUUUAGUCUGGCAACCGCAUGAGCAGGGUCAUAAUCUCAGCAUCACCUAUGAUCGAUUCAAUAGAAUUGAUAGCUGGAAAUGGGGUGCCUCUGACGAGUCGUACGGUUAUGACCGACAUGGCCAACUGGCAGAAAUUACCAACAGUAAGGAUGGCACGAAACGCUACACUUAUAAUGAUUUUAAUAUGUUGUCGAAAAUCACGCUCGCCAGCAACAGGCAAUUUUCGCUACAAUAUGACGAUGACGGUGGAUUGCGACACAUUAUUCUGCCAUCGGAAACUAAACAUUCGUUUUCCUGUCAAGCUUCUCUCGGUUUUCUCAGAGUGACGUACACUCCGCCUGGCAGCACCAGAGCCUACUUGCAGCAUUAUAGUCAUGAUGGAAAUUUGUUGCAAACCGUGUUCCCAGGAGAUGGAGCUCGUACUGUCUAUAGAUAUCACACCUCAGGUCAAUUAGCGGAAGUUGUUCAUGGCGACGGCAAGAGUGAAAUCAGAUACACCGAGAGCGGACUACCUUCUGAGGUAAUACACUCUGAGAGAGACGUGGAAUACAAGUGGGAUUAUCAGUAUAGUGCAGGUCUUCUAGUAGAAGAGCGUAUAGAUUUUGGCGCCAAGACUGGUUUGAGCAAUGCCAAAUUUACGUUUGAAUAUGAUUCGAAUUUCCGUCUGAUUGCGGUACAAGGUAGAAUAGGUGGACAGACACUGCCGCCACAUACCAUGGCUUAUAGUCCGAGAUCAGGAAUGUUAGAGCAGAUUGGCCAGUUCAAAGUGAUGAGGCCACAACCCAAUGAGACGACUGUACUCGAUGGCACAGCGCUAUUUUCGCGCACCACAGAUGAUAGAUUCUUGGAAACUCAGGUUACGGUUACGAUUCAUCGAAUGGAGGUUUUCAGGAUGGAGUUUACGCACGAUUCACGCGGCCGCAUUAAUCAGACAAGAACAUAUACGCGCAAUGUCGCCGUUAACACAUAUACCAACGUGAAAAACUAUACGUGGGAUUGUGACGGUCAACUGACUGGCGUAGAGGCGCAGGAACCUUGGGGUUUCAAGUAUGACGCGAACGGCAACAUGUUAUCACUUACAUAUCGAGGUAACACGAUCCCGAUGGAAUACAACAAUAUGGACCGAAUUGUUAAGUUUGGCGAGGGCCUCUACAAAUAUGACAAUCGAGGUCUAGUAGUGCAAAAUGCGAGAGAGGAAAGAUUCAAUUACAAUGCCAAAGGGCUUCUCGUGCGCGCUACCAAACGCGGCCGCUUCGACGUACGAUACUAUUAUGAUCAUUUAGAUCGCCUAGCCACCAGGAAGGACAACUAUGGCAAUGUUACGCAAUUCUUCUAUAACAAUCAGAAACGUCCACACGAAGUGAGUCAAAUAUACAGUCCGCGCGAUGGUAAAUUGAUGUCGCUAGUCUACGAUGAUAGAGGACAUCUUAUAUAUGCACAAGUAUAUCGGCACAAAUAUUAUAUCGCCACUGAUCAAUGCGGUACGCCCAUUAUGAUCUUUAAUCAAUAUGGAGAAGGUAUUAGAGAAAUUAUGCGAUCGCCCUAUGGCCAUAUCGUUUACGAUUCGAAUCCUUAUCUCUAUUUACCGGUUGACUUCUGUGGCGGACUUUUGGAUCAGGUCACAUCUCUAGUUCAUAUGCCAAAUGGGAAGGUUUACGAUCCGUUGAUAGGCCAGUGGAUGUCACCGCUCUGGGAAAACGUUUUGGAUCGCAUAAACAAGCCAACACAUUUACAUCUUUACAGAUUUAACGGAAACGACCCUAUCGAUGUCAGACAUACGGACAGACCGAGUCAACCAACUGAUCACAUAUCAUGGUUGUCACAUCUAGGAUAUGAUCUGAAGAGUUUGGCACCGCAAUUAUUCCCGAACGAGCUGCCAGAUAGUCUUAUACCACAAGCGCUCGGUCCGGGUACUUCCAUAUUCGGUAAGAAGAAAAGAACGCGCAAUCUAGGUGUCCAAUCUGGUUUCCUCGCAUAUAUCGCCCAGAGACACUCGGGUGACGCAAUAAGCCUGUCGGCUCCGCCGCGAUCAGCUCUGAAGAAGGACACCAGCGAGUUGAUACCUAGUCGUCUUGGUGCGGCAUCCGAUCCUCCAUUCGGCAAGGGUAUCCUGGUGUCAAGGACAGCCGAUAGUCAGGCAGUGGUAUCCAGCGUACCAAGUGCUAACGCUAUUUAUGGCGACGUAUUCACAUCUGUAUUUAAUCGCUCGUACUUCCUGCCAUUUACAUUUGUCGUGCACAGCGCACAGCAGGACGCUUUUUACUUUGUCAAGGAGGAAACCUGGCGGGCUAGUGAGGAUCGCGGUCAGUUGAAACGAUUGGGUGGUCAAGUAAAUACGACUUUUCAUGAGAACGAGAACGGCAGUGGAAGUAGCUCGCUUAUCGAUGUGAAAAUACACGGCGCCAGUUACGUGGUAAAUCUCCGCUAUGGCACUACGGCAGAGAAAGAGAAGCAGAGACUAUUGCAUCAUGCGAAGACAACCGCUAUUAGGAAAGCGUGGCAUCGGGAACGCGAGGCACUCAAGGCGAACAUUCCUACUUCGGUUGAAUGGAUGGUCGCCGAGCAGGAUGAAAUAGUAAAGGUUGGCCUCGCAUCCAAUUACGAGGGCGAAUACAUACACGACGCGCAACAAUAUCCUGAGCUCGCAGAAGACCCUUAUAAUAUCAGAUUUGUAAAGAAGAUCAUCGAUCAAUCGAGUAAGAAACGACGCAGGAGGAGAGGCGCGCCGUCCUGUAAAUUCUGGUGGUUGGACAAGAUGUGCUAGAGCGACAUCGUAUUCAAGACUUACAAUCAGUCGUAUCGUCCCUCUUCCGCGGGGACAUUGUCCAGUAUCGAAACCAUAGGAACUUUCGUGUGAGCGAUAUCACAGAAAAAAAGAAAAAGAAAGAAAUGAAAAUUGAUGAGAGGGUAAAAGAAUCGAACGAGUCGCUGUAAUGCGCAGCGUCCAUAUAUAUGCAUGCGCAUAUAUAAACGUGCACUGAACACUAUCAAAAAGUUUUAUACCAAAGUCUAUUUGUGUAUUUCAAAGAUGCCAAAAACACUAUAAUGUUAUAUUAUAUAUAUAUUAUAAAUAUAUAUACACCACGCGCGAGAUAUAGGCUAUAUAGUGUGUAAGAGCGUUAAGCACACGCGGAGGAACGCGAAUUUCACCAAGCAUUCGCUCCACGGACCAGCUGCGCGACCGAUCCGCAAUUGGCAGAUCCGCGAAAGCCUUAUAAGCGACGGCAGGAUAACCGGGAAAAAAAGGAUAACCGGAAAAAUAUAUACCGGAAAACUGAUUGUGUAUGUGUAUGUAACCUGAAAGGGAGUAAAAACAUUGCGAGAUCCUUCUGCAGGUUUAGCGCAACGUGGACAGCUGGAGCUCGUUUCUAGCUGGCAGAUCUGAAUUAAAUUAUAUGAUCUGCCAUUUCUUAGCUAUGUUCGUAAGGCCAGCAAGCUCGUCGAGCUUGCGCUCGAGGCCUAAGUAAACGACGGCGGACCGUGGUAUCGUGCAUGCAAACUGCACAACGGUACACCGAUACAAGGUAAAAAUAGAUAUAUCGCGAAAAGUGAAAAUAAAGAAAAAAUCGGGAAACAGGCCAUUCAUUGUUGAGAGCGACUCGAGUGAGAGAAACUAGUCAAUACAUAGCUUUACGUUGACGUAGCAAUCUUUUUCGGUGUAGAAUAAAUGCGAGAGAAAUGUGAAUCCGAUCGACAUUAUUGACGUUAACAAUGAUGUGAACAAGCUACGCGUAUAUUUGCCCGACCGGGUCCAUUAAAUCUGCGGUAUUUUAACGUCGGACUUAGAAAAAAUAUGAUAGAUAAUGGAAGUAGACGGCAGAUUACGAUUGCUGAGAAGCGGCAGCGAGCGCGAAAACAAAUACGGGCGGAAUGUGUCUCAACAAUGAAUGGUCCCGAUGAAGAGAAGAAAAAACUGAAGAAAAGAAAGAGAGAAUUUUCACUCAUUGUCCUAAAAGAGGACAAGAAACAGCGAUCGUGCGGACUCGAUCGCGCGGUCUCGAGCUUGAAUUCCGUUCGCGGCUUUAGACAGUUAAGAAUGAGACGAAUUUGUAUUAUAAAGUGGUGCUUUUCUUGUACGGCGAUAGAGAGAAUGAGAGAGAAUGAAAGAGAACGAGAGAAAGAGAGAUUUGAGAGGAUAUCGAAAAAGAAUGAUGAUUGCAACAAUGAGCGUAUAUGAGAACGUCGGAUACCAAUAGCGAGACUAAACGUAUUUUUAACAUGUGGAUGUAUCCUAUCCGUAGCGUAUAAGUAUUCCCGAUUCUCACCGAUCGGUAAUUUAUAUCGCAUUGUUGUGCGCGCAGGGAAAUAGUCGCUCGGGAUCGACGAUGAAUAUCCCUUAUAAUUCGCGAGAAAAGGUAAAUAAUAUGUAAUACAAUAUCGCAUAUUUGUGCUUGCUGGAUAUGAACGUAACGAACGUAAACUAUGUUCCCUAAUCGAGAGUACUCUAAAUAUGUGUACCCAAAAUUACUGCCCGCGAAGUACCGAUCGUUUCGCCUGUGUAUGUGUGUGUGUGUGUGUACGCGCGCAUGUAUAUGUGUAUAUGUGUGCGCUGAUCGCCCGCGCACAAAGCCCAUAUACGUGCAUUGAAGCACUUAUUUAGCAUCGGAAAUCCCUCUCGUUACCAUUUUUCAUUGAUUCUCCUCCUUUUUCUCCCAUAUCCUAUAAAAAUCCCAGAUCUAUGGAUUCAUUACGCGUAUUGUUUGCUCGCGUCUCUAUGAACGUUCGUACUUGCCAUUGAUAUUUUGCGGCUUUAGAGACGGUGCCGUUUAUGGAUAGUUAGUGGCACAACGACAUUGCUGUCUGAAUAGAUGAAAGAUAAAAAAACCGUUAUCUAUAUGCUGAAUGUAUAAAAAAGUAUAUAUAUAUAGAGAGAUAUAUAUAUAUAUAUAUACAUAUAUAGGAAAGCUUCGUAAAAUGUAUUUUUAACUCGAGCGAGUGUUUAGACCUAUACUAUCCAAUCAACGCAAAAUUCUAAAAGACGUCUAAAAGAUGCUCAAAUGAUAUUUGAAAUGUUAAUGCGUCUUUUCCGCUUCUUUUAAGUAUUGUGCUGUUUGGACGAUCCCCAACAUCGCGGUCCAAAACGAGUUGCUAUCGGAGACACGCGCGCGCGCUCGUGCCAUCGAGGCCGCAAGGACGAUUCUUUUUGUACAUUUCACGUUCUCGUAGCACGCGCGAACGCGCGUUACGUCGCACAAAACGGAACUCGUGAAAUCGCGCACGUUAAACUAUCUCUGCGCGUGUUCAUUAUCGCGUUUUCUCGCGAACAGCCGCGCAAACAAGCUCGAUCGUCGAGCUGCAUUCCUCCCUCGCUUAUUUAACAUAGUCGGAAUCAACACUCUAUUUCUAUUUGUUAUUCAUCUCUAGAAAGCAUUUAUCUUGAAAGAAUAUUUAUUAUGUAAAAUUUUGCAUUUUAAAUUUUGCAUUUGAUUCUUUACGUGCAAUUGCUUUUGUUUCAAUUAUAAAAUAUUAACUGAGAAUACGCUGACUUCAAUAAUAAUUCUUAACUAUAUUAAUUAACAAUCAUAAUUAUAAUGAUGAGUUAAUUAUUGCUUCUUAUUUUAAUAAGGUAAAGAUAACUUUUGUCAAUUUUCUGAGGAUUUUGGCUGUCUCUGGACAAGCGAAAUAGGAGUGCUUCGACAUUCGUGGACAUCUAAACACUCAUUGUCUCUCCCCGGCCAGCCAGCCUCUCACACUUGCUUUUCACUGUCCCAUGCACUCUUGAUCUUCAAUCUUUUAUUAUUCGCCGUUGGAUUCGGCAACGAUAUGCGUUCAAGAAGAAUCGACUAUUUUUAAAUAUCACGUGUCAAAUUAAUGAGGAGAUACGUGUACGGGUUGGGUCCCUAAAUUCAACUCGAAGCCCGAUCGAUUUACGCGAUUAUAAUAUUAGGGAAAAAAAUUCAUUCUCUAACUUUCUUGAAGUUUUAUCUCUCGUUUUUGCGAACUCGUUCCAGAUUCGUUCGUCCCCCGCGGGCGGUCACGGGGGAUCGCGACAAUUCCGCGUACUUCUGUAAAUUGAAAAGAAACGAAGUAGAAUGCGCGAAGAAAUAAUAAUUAUAUAAAAUAAAUAAAUAUAAAUAAAUAAAUAUAUAUAUAUAUAUAUGAGAGAGGAGCUAGAGUGGCCAAUUAUAGCAGCAACCGCCGAUCUGUGCAUUGCGGCGCGAUUGGUUCUCGAGAUGCGCGAUUUCGGGCUCGAGCGAGAUUACACGCCGAAGAAAGAGGAAAACGUAAUCGGAAAUCAUGAUGGAAAUUGAUGUGAGAGCGAUAGAGAGAAAGGGAGAACGAAAGAAAGAGAGAAAGAGAGCAUGAAAGUAGAGAAAUAUUGAAGAGUGAACAAGCGCAAAAAAAAAAGAAAAGAAAAAGUCAGCCACGCUAAUGCUACUACGACCACUACCCUAGAUAGAUUAUGCUACUUUGCCGCUGAUCUAAUUGUUUACUGUCACGUGUUGCUGUAAACCUAAACCUAACGAUACGAUAUUAUAUAUAUUUUAUUUAUAUAACGUAAUCAAUUGUAUAUUUAUUGUAAAUAGUCACGAUGUUUGCUAUGAUAUAAUAUAUCUGUAAUUGGAUGGAACCUGCCUGAAACUGCGCUCAGCCCUGUCUCCCAGCAGCUAGAUCCAUUUGCAUACUAUACAUCAAUACAGAACAUAUAUAUGAUGCAUUCACACAAAGGUACAACACACGCCACAAACACAUGGUAUCGAAUGCCGCAGCCGUUUAGUGAUAACUUAGAAAAUAUGGAGAGAAGAAGAUAGAUAUAAAAAUAAACAGUAAAUAGACAGGUAAAUCAACGCGCAUCAUGUACGUUGAAUUAUCACUACGUCAAUAUUUCAUAUUGCAUCGACAAGGCGAUCGAUUUCAUGUAAGACGCUCCAUCUUACUGUAGAAAAAGAAAAAAAAAAAAAGGAAAAGAGGAAGAAUUUAUCUCUACCAUUUGACGAAGUCCCGUUCAAGCAGUAAACAAAAAUGUUACGAUGAUCACGAGUAAUUUUUAUAAAUGUAUUUUUUUGUUCUUGCGUCCUCCUUCCCUAUCCCGCGUGUCGAAAAUAUAUUCUUAUUCGAUGAUCAUCAUAGAGAAGCAUCGGAAGUGAGUAAUUUACGAAUUUUUCACUUAAAUCAUUGCCACGCGGCAGACAGCGUUACGAUCCAACCAGCAUGUCCAAUAAACUUACAAUAUUACUAUCUUAAGUAAAAUAUAUUAAGUGUUUUCAAAAAAAUAUAUGAUCUAUAUAUGAUAAUAAAAAUCGGAAAAAUGUU
This is a messenger RNA of Cataglyphis hispanica, 14391 nucleotides long. RefSeq names its product teneurin-a (gene Ten-a). Lineage: Eukaryota; Metazoa; Arthropoda; Insecta; Hymenoptera; Formicidae. Gene Ontology annotation, biological process: motor neuron axon guidance. The record is from RefSeq and is a predicted model, not a curated record. The transcript has 20 exons. The coding region runs from base 1979 to 9901 and encodes 2640 amino acids.